This is a messenger RNA of Tupaia belangeri chinensis (Chinese tree shrew), 2882 nucleotides long. It is a transcript of the gene GRHL1, whose product is annotated as grainyhead like transcription factor 1. Gene Ontology annotation, biological process: regulation of transcription by RNA polymerase II. Lineage: Eukaryota; Metazoa; Chordata; Mammalia; Scandentia; Tupaiidae. The transcript is spliced from 16 exons. The record is from RefSeq and is a predicted model, not a curated record. Gene Ontology annotation, cellular component: nucleus. Bases 1 to 1956 code for a protein of 651 amino acids. Gene Ontology annotation, molecular function: RNA polymerase II cis-regulatory region sequence-specific DNA binding; DNA-binding transcription activator activity, RNA polymerase II-specific.
AUGAAAAACCAGUUCAGAGACGGGAAAACGGAACAAGCCAAUCAGUACAUUUCGGGGUCGUCAGGAGCCCCACCAGUUUUAUGCAAACGGCCGGUGUUGGUUCUUCAGAAUGAAGCACUUUAUCCUCAGCGGCGCUCCUACACGAGCGAGGACGAAGCCUGGAAGUCUUUCCUGGAAAACCCUCUCACUGCAGCCACCAAGGCGAUGAUGAGCAUCAACGGAGAUGAGGACAGUGCGGCCGCCCUGGGCCUGCUCUACGACUACUACAAGGUUCCGAGAGAAAGAAGGUCUUCGACAGCCAAGCCAGAGGUGGAGCACCCAGAGCCGGACCACAGCAAAAGGAACAGCAUUCCGGGUGUGACCGAGCAGCCCCUCAUUUCCUCUGGGGAAAACAGAGUGCAAGUCCUAAAGAAUGUGCCAUUUAACAUCGUCCUGCCCCACGGCAACCAGCUGGGCGUGGAUAAGAGAAGCCACCUCACGGCUCCCGAUACCACGGUCACCGUCUCCAUAGCAACGAUGCCCACCCACUCCAUCAAGACUGAGAUCCAGCCGCAUGGCUUUGCCGUGGGGAUCCCCCCUGCAGUGUACCACCCUGAGCCCACGGAGCGGGUGGUGGUCUUUGACCGCAACCUGAGCACUGACCAGUUCAGCUCUGGAGCGCAGCCCCCGAAUGCUCAGCGGAGGACUCCCGACUCCACCUUCUCCGAGACCUUUAAGGAAGGCGUGCAGGAGGUUUUCUUCCCCUCGGAUCUCAGUCUGCGGAUGCCUGGCAUGAAUUCAGAGGACUAUGUUUUUGACAGUGUUUCUGGGAACAACUUUGAAUAUACCCUGGAAGCUUCGAAAUCACUUCGGCAGAAGCCAGGAGACAGCACGAUGACAUACCUGAACAAAGGCCAGUUCUACCCUGUCACCCUGAAGGAGGCAAGCAGCAGCGAAGGAAUCCACCACCCCAUCAGCAAAGUUCGCAGCGUGAUCAUGGUGGUUUUCGGCGAAGACAAAAGCAGGGAAGACCAGCUCAGGCACUGGAAGUACUGGCACUCCCGGCAGCACACGGCCAAACAAAGGUGCAUUGACAUAGCUGACUACAAAGAAAGCUUCAACACCAUCAGUAACAUCGAGGAGCUUGCUUAUAAUGCCAUUUCUUUCACCUGGGACAUUAACGACGAAGCCAAGGUGUUCAUCUCUGUGAACUGCUUGAGCACGGACUUCUCUUCCCAGAAGGGCGUGAAGGGGUUGCCCCUGAACAUCCAAAUAGACACCUAUAGCUACAACAACCGCAGCAACAAGCCGGUGCACAGGGCCUACUGCCAGAUCAAAGUCUUCUGUGACAAGGGAGCUGAGCGGAAAAUCCGGGACGAAGAACGAAAGCAAAGCAAGAGAAAAGGCAAGUGCCCCGACCCCGGCUCCCAGCUGCAUGCCUUUUCGGAUGUUAAAGUGCCGCUGCUUCCCUCCCACAAACGCACGGACAUCACAGUGUUCAAGCCCUUCCUCGACCUCGAUACCCAGCCUGUCCUCUUCAUCCCCGACGUGCACUUUGCCAACCUGCAGCGGGGCACUCAUGUCCUUCCCAUUACCUCAGAUGAACUGGAGGGUGAAGGAUCUGCCUUGAAAAGAGGCCCAUACGGAGCAGAAGACGACUUUGCUGUCCCACCUUCUGCAAAGCUGUCCCGGAUAGAGGAGCCAAAGAGAGUGCUGCUCUACGUUCGGAAGGAGUCAGAGGAGGUCUUCGACGCCCUGAUGCUCAAGACUCCAUCUCUGAAGGGCUUGAUGGAAGCUAUCUCAGACAAAUAUGAUGUUCCUCAUGACAAGAUUGGGAAGAUAUUCAAGAAGUGUAAAAAGGGGAUCCUGGUGAACAUGGACGACAACAUCGUGAAGCACUACUCCAACGAGGACACCUUCCAGCUGCAGAUGGAGGAGGUGGGGGGCUCGUACAAACUCACCCUGACGGAGAUCUGAAGGCCAGCGGGCCCCGCUCCCCCUGAGCGAAAUGAAGGUGUUCCGUGGAUCUUACUGUCGGGCAGGCCACGGUGCACCAGUCAGCCUCCCUGCACGACAGGGGGUGUCCAGGGAAGGGGUUCCUUGCGAGUCGCAGGUGGACCCACAUUCGGCUUGGUGAUAGCAUUUACUAGAUCGCGUUGGCAUUUAUCAGAUGACAGAGAAAUCCGUGUACGUUGUGUUUGAACUUUCUGAUAUAUUUAGGCUUUAAAGUUUGUUUCAAAGUUGUUCCAAGAUGGAACAGACCCUUUGGAACAGACCCUCUGGGAACCUUUAGGAGAUCCGCACUAGUUAGCAGGAUAUGGGGGUCUCUUCCUUGUCUGCGCACCUGCGGGCCUGCUCGCUUUUGGAAGUCAGGAGGACCAGUAGGCUUAGCUUUAGGGAUUUUGUUCCUGCUUGAACUCAGUCCAACUCCAGCUGCCUCAGGGUGGUGGGAGUGGCACCCAGCGAGUGAAGGGGCCAGCCCUUUCUCCCUCAACCUCUCCCCCCUGCCCCCCCAUAAAUGUUUACUGCAACAGGGCACGGUACCGAAAUCUUUGCCACUUUCCGGGACACGUCAACUGCCUUUCUUAUGAAGAACUGAAAUGGGUUACAGUAUGAAAUCAGUUACGAUAAAGCUGCAUUGUAUAUAAGUGCAAUAUGUUUUUGAAGGUCCGUCUGUAAAUGUGUACAUACAUGUCUUAUAUAAAUACGUAAUAUAUAAAUGCGGUGUCUGUGUACAUACAGUGAAGAUAUGCAAUAAGACCUACCUGGGAGACUCUGGACAAAAGGUUAAGUUAUUUCUGGUAAUGUCCGCCCUGCAGAGUACGCUGCGCUCCUUGGGCCCGUGGAAAGCCUCUGUGUUUUCCCAAACGGAGCGGUCACCCCGCAGCACAGCAGUGGCAUCU